Molecule: messenger RNA, 2888 nt
Organism: Synchiropus splendidus (mandarinfish)
Lineage: Eukaryota; Metazoa; Chordata; Actinopteri; Syngnathiformes; Callionymidae
Gene: becn1
Product: beclin 1, autophagy related
Exons: 13
Coding region: 448-1794 (448 amino acids)
Biological process (GO): cellular response to nitrogen starvation; late endosome to vacuole transport; autophagy
Cellular component (GO): phosphatidylinositol 3-kinase complex, class III, type I; phagophore assembly site; phosphatidylinositol 3-kinase complex, class III, type II
Source: RefSeq, a predicted model, not a curated record
AAGGUGACUGCGAUAAAGCCAGCUCCGUCUUUCGUCUCUCAGGAAAGAGCAACUACUCGAUGUAUUCGCCUUGUGUUUUAGCUUGAGGACGUCCAAAGGCUAUUCCUGUACUUGAGUUUUCCCGCGAUUGUUGUCUUCUUCGUCCGAGUCUCGGCCAUAACUCGAAGCUAAAUGUCAAUAAUUUGGGCCACAGCACCAUCUACUGACGUCGACACGUUUGUAUUUCCCCAAGUAAAGACAGCAAAUAAUGCCCAGAAUUGUGACAGUCGGAAUCUUGCUUCUGUCGUUAUUUUAAGACAUUUUUACAUUUUUUUGAGUAUUUAUGAUAGUUACAUGCAAACGGAUACUCCAAAUUGAAAAGUGGCAGUAAUUAAGAAACAGUGUGUUCCUCGCAAAGGAAGAAGAAUUGGGUCACAACAACAAGGAAGUUGGAGUCUGAAGUUGUUGAUGGAGGGCUCGAAGUCGUCAAGCACAACGAUGCAGGUCAGCUUCGUGUGCCAGCGCUGCUGCCAGCCGCUCAAACUGGACACUUCCUUCAAUGUACUCGAUCGUUUAACGAUCCAGGAGCUUAUAGCUCCCAUAGUGACGAUAACUCCAAUUAAACAGACAGACACCAGCGAAGGAGAGACAUCGGCAGAGGAAAACUUUGUAGAAAACAAACAAGAUGGAGUUUCGAGACGUUACAUCCCUCCUGCACGCAGCAUGAUGUCUACUGAGAGCACAAACAGCUUCACUCUGAUUGGAGAAGCUUCUGACGGGGGCACCAUGGAGAACCUCAGCCGGAGACUCAAGGUAACCAGUGACCUGUUUGACAUCAUGUCAGGUCAAACUGAUGUUGACCAUCCUCUGUGCGAGGAGUGCACUGAAACUCUGCUAGAUCACCUGGACACACAGCUCAACAUCACUGAGAAUGAGUGCCAGAACUACAAGCAGUGUCUGGAGCUCCUCUCCACUCUUCAGGUUGAAGAGGAGGAUGAGCUCCUGACAGAGCUGCAGCAGCUGAAGGAAGAAGAGAUGGCACUGGUCCAGGAGCUGGAGGCUGUGGAGGACCAGAGGGCUACAGUGGCCCAGGACCUGGCCCAGAGCAAAAACCAGUCCCAGCAGCUGGACACAGAGGAGUUGCAGUACCAGAAGGAGUACAGUGAGUUCAAACGCCAGCAGCUGGAGUUGGAUGAUGAGCUCAAGAGUGUGGACAAUCAGAUGCGAUACUGUCAGAUUCAACUGGACCGACUGAAGAAGACCAACGUCUUCAACGCCACCUUUCACAUCUGGCACAGUGGACAGUUCGGUACCAUCAACAACUUCCGUCUGGGUCGUCUGCCCAGCGUCCCUGUGGAGUGGAAUGAGAUCAAUGCAGCGUGGGGGCAAACGGUGCUGCUGCUGCAUGCUCUGUCCAACAAGAUGGGGCUGUGCUUCCGGAGAUAUCGUCUUGUGCCAUAUGGGAACCAUUCAUAUCUGGAGUCUUUGACAGACAAAUCAAAGGAACUUCCUCUCUACUGUUCUGGAGGCCUGAGGUUCUUCUGGGACAACAAAUUUGAUCACGCUAUGGUAGCCUUCCUGGACUGUGUGCAGCAGUUUAAAGAAGAAGUGGAAAAAGGAGACACUGGAUUCUGUCUCCCUUACAGGAUGGACGUGGAGAAGGGCAAGAUUGAGGACACUGGUGGCAGUGGUGGCUCCUACUCCAUCAAAACCCAGUUCAAUUCAGAGGAGCAAUGGACAAAAGCACUCAAGUUCAUGCUGACUAACCUGAAGUGGGGCCUGGCUUGGGUCACCUCCCAGUUCUACAACAGAUAGAACUCUUGAGGCCAAGUUGUGGACUGAUUAGUGGAGUGUUUUGAAAAAAAGAAUGGAUGAGAUCACGAGCAGAUACAUCAGGAUUUUUUGAUUGCCAUGAUGUGUGUAUACUCCUCAUGCCGGGGUGAGAUUUCGCUUCAAUUCUCAUUAAUCUGAAGGAAACAAGUCAAACUUUUUUUUUCUUAUUGUUGCACCAUGUGAUAUAAUAAAUUAUACCACAUUAAAUUAUAUGACAUGAGAAAACAAACAGUCCAAGUUGAAUAUCUUUUAUUUUACAAUUUUCUGAAUAAGAUGUGUUGACACUAAUACCAUUCGUUAUAGAAGCCCCUUCCUCAGGUUAACAAAAAGAUGAAGAAAGGGAGUUCAUUGACAAAAUGUAAAUUUUCCAUUCAGCAGAAACUUCACGUUUUAAGUUGUUGGUCACGCCACAGCAUCGGAGGUGAUUCUGCGGUCAACAUUUAGCUUUGGUUGUCAUGUCUCUGAACACUUCUAAAAGCACUUGACCGCUACAAGUGUGUCACGGGAUGCUGUUGAUAAACAUCUGUAGGUAGGCGUGGUCCACACUCACCUGCCAUUUGUGCAAAUAUGCAGGUGCUUCCAUGGAUGAACCACAUAGCCUGCACCAGAAGUCUGUUAGUGCAUGAAAAUCUUUGGGUUUCCUGAGCCCACAUUGCAACAUCUAGUCUUGCUGGACGAUGGUGAAGCACCAGCACACAGCUUCAACACAGCAACAUCCACUUGUGUUCCACUUGUCAUACAGACAGCUGAUCAAUCCUCUCUGGUUCUCCAGUGGUCCCCCACUCACAUCAGUUGGAGGCACUGUUGCUGAAGCAGGUGGAAGUAGAGGGGAAUGGCACUGUGACAGAGGGGUUGUUGCUGUUGGCAAGGGUCUUCCUGAUGUGUGGCAUGAGGAAAGGGUCACUGGCUAGCUGGAGCACAUCUAUACGGUCCUCCUUAUGAUAUGCAAGGCAGCGGCGAAUGAAAGCCUGGACACAGUAAAAGAAAGACGAGUCACAAGGAUUUAAUUUAAAUGUGUUUGCAUGUAAUGACAUGAAUGUACACUUGUCACUAUCAACAAUCUUCAUAAAGAAAGC